Messenger RNA from Mugil cephalus (flathead mullet), 2643 nucleotides. RefSeq names its product BAR/IMD domain containing adaptor protein 2 like 1b (gene baiap2l1b). The transcript has 14 exons. Gene Ontology annotation, biological process: actin crosslink formation; actin filament bundle assembly; positive regulation of actin filament polymerization. The record is from RefSeq and is a predicted model, not a curated record. Gene Ontology annotation, molecular function: protein binding. NCBI's taxonomy places the organism in Eukaryota, Metazoa, Chordata, Actinopteri, Mugiliformes, Mugilidae. Gene Ontology annotation, cellular component: cytosol; nucleoplasm. The coding region runs from base 314 to 1843 and encodes 509 amino acids.
UUUGACAGCUCAGCUUUUUGUGCUCACACGCGCAGCGGCGGCAGCGGCAGCGGCCACAGAUAUCUGGGAAUUACUUUUCUCCUUUUUUCUCCGUUCGGUUUUCUUCUUCUUUUUUCUUUUUUUCUUUUUCCUUUGGUCGAGCGUCCUGCGUCUCCUGCUGGCUAUGUGGAAAUUUGCUCGCUCGUAGGGUUUUGGUCCCGCUUGGACCUUUGCGCGUGUUUUUUAUUUUUGACAAAUUAAGUUAAAAAAAAAAAAGAUAAAGAAAUAAAAAUAUAUAUUUUUUCGUUUUGUUGUUGUCGCGAAGGAAGUCAAGAUGUCGAGGACCGCGGAGGAGGUGAACAAGCUAACUGAAAGUACAUACAAGAAUGUGAUGGAACAGUUCAACCCAGGACUGAGGAACCUGGUGAACCUGGGCAAGAGCUAUGAGAAAUCAGUGACCGCAAUGUCCAUGGCAGGAAAGUUGUAUUUUGAUGCAGUGUCUAAGAUUGGGGAGAAUGCUGCAGUUUCUCCUGUCUCCAGAGAAUUGGGUGUAGUACUGAUGGAAAUCUCAGAGGUGCACAAAAAGGUUCAAGCUGAGCUGGAGGAUAACUUUAAGAGGUUCCACAGGGAGAUAAUAGCCGAGCUGGAGAAGAAGACUGACAUGGAUGUCAAGUACAUGACUGCCACGUUUAAGAGGUACCAGAUGGAGCACAAGAUGAAACAAGAUUCUCUGGAGAGGUCCCAGUCGGACCUGAAGAAGCUGAGGAGAAAGAGCCAAGGCAAGAACGCCAACAAGUACGAGAGCAAGGAGAGCGAGUGUCUGGAAACAUUGUCGAGCCGUCAGAUGGACAUGCAGUCGUUCGUCGCAGACGGCUGCAAGGAGGCCCUGCUGGAGGAGAAGAGACGCUUCUGUUUCCUCGUGGACAAACACUGCAUGUUCUCCUACCAGUUCGCCUCCUUCCACGAGAAGGCCAGAGACAUACUGACGGCAAAAAUCAGCACCUGGCAGGACCAGUGCAACGACGCCACCGUCAUGCCGGAGAGCGUGCUGUCCAUGAUCGAGGGGCUGCGCACGGCCGUCUCCAUGCCCCCGCUGCCCUCGCCCUCCCCGUCACGACACAGUCUGAACAUAGCUCCUCCCCAAGCCCCCACCGUGAAGGCCCAGACCAGCCCUCUGGCUACUAUGUUCACUCAGGAGAACAACACUUCCAGUGUAACCGCUUCUACCAACAACAGCACAGACCACGGCGAGGACAACAGUCUCGCCAGGUCCGUGUCUGUCGCCACGGGCCUCAACAAUAUAGUGAAGAGGCCUCGUGUGCGCACCAUCUUUCCUCACACCGCCGGCAACAACAGCACGCUGCUCAGCUUCGACGAGGGAGAUGUCAUCGUCCUGCUCAUACCCGACGAGAGGGAUGGAUGGAUGUACGGCGAGCUGGAGAAGAACGGGAAGAGGGGCUGGUUCCCUUCAUCAUACUGCCGCACGUUCUCCGAGCCGCUCGCGAACAACAACAGUGAGCCGGCCGCCCCGUACCGCAGCAGGAGUGUAGUCAACCUCCACCAUCAGGACACGGAGACGGACGAGGCGACGAUGGUGCUCCCCCCGGCGGACUACGGCAACCUCCCGCAGCGCAACUCCAUCAAGAACAACGCCCUGUACAACAACACCGUCACCGCAAAUAACCACCACCGGCACUCCCCCACACCCUCUGCAGCCUCGUCCUCUUUGUCUGACAACAGCACGCUGGUCCAGUCUAAUGGAGUCUCGAGAGCUCCGCCUGCCUUCCUCGCAGGAGGGAACCCGUUCGCCACAGUCAGGCUACGUCCGACCGUCACCAACGACCGCUCGGCGCCCGUCAUCUGAUCCGUCCCCGCCCGCCCCCUUGUAAUCGAGACGGGACGCGCGGCCCAGCUUCAGCCCUCAGACUCCUCCAGCUUCUUCUGGUACGGAUGGGAAAAAAACAAAAAACUAAAAAGAAAUGCCAUUUGAAUCUGGGAUCCCCUGAAGUGAUUUGGGACCAUUUUAUUUUCUGAACAGAUGCUCAUAUAUUUAUGAUAUAUUUAUGAUGUAUAUAUAUAUAUAUAUAUAUAUGUCAUAUGUUUCUAUGUCUAUUUUUGUCCCUCCGUCUGUGGUGGUGAGAUUUAAAAUUGAAACGCCCACAUUUGUACCUGCACUUGGAUGAAAACUAAACGGAUGAGUAGAAACGGUCGAGCGUGUUUGAAUGUAUUUAUGCCGUCGAUGCUGGAAAUCUUUUGUGUUGCCAUAGAACAGCAGGAGGACGUCCUGUGCGCUUCGCCUCCAGGCGCUCGCGCCCACGUCUCUGCUCUGUGUCGACAAAGAUUGCGAGGAGGCGCCGAUCUCCUUCCUCUUGUAUAUACCCCUCAUGUGUGUACAUUUGCACAGCAGAUAUAUUGUCCUUCGCUAUCCAAGUUAAUUGUUUUCGUAGUGUGGAGACGGGACCGUGAUGACGAAACCUGCUGUAAAACAUGACUCACCUGUCGCAUUCUUCUUCCCACUGCGGAUACGAGUCGUUACGAUCGCCUCAUCUUUAUAUUGACAGUGCAAUCAUUUGUGCUUUUAUUUUUAUUUUAUUUUAUUUUAUUUUUUGGCCUUACACCCUUAAUGGCAUUUGCUGUAUGAAAAAUAAAGAUUUAUUUCUUCAA